GCUUCCCUCUGGAUUAAAAAAUUGUCAUGAUGAUGAUACAAUUUAAAAUAAUAUUUCAUCAUCACACAAAGAAUCCACUACAAAAUUAUUAUAAAGAGAAUAAUAAUAAGGAUAUAAAAGGACAUAAUAAAAGUGUUGUAAUCACUCCAAAACAAAAUAUUUUACUUAUGAAUAAUGAUACAAUAUCACCAUCAAAAUCACUACGUCACUGACAACAGCAUCUCCCCUCCUUACCCCUUCAUCUACGUCAUCGUCGUCAUCAUCAACAUCAUUAUUGUCAUCAACGUCAUUAUCCUACUAUCAUCAACAACAUUCUCCAUCCACAAAAUCCUUUAUACCUACUGCAAUUACCACAACGAUUACAUCAACAAUCCAAGAAGUGCAAUCAACAACCGAAGCAGCAGCAACCAGCGGAACAAGUGCAGCAGCGACAGAAGCGUCAGCAACAGCGGCAAUCAUUACGACGUCAGCAACAAAUAGUACAGCGACAGCAGAUAUAUCAACAGCAGCGACAGCGAUUAUAUGCCAGACACAACAACAAUUGGAUGACGUGACAACGGCAAUGUUCCGUGGUGGGGAUGGUACUAUGAUUAUAUUAACUGAUACUGGCACAAACACUGACAUUGUAUUCACACUGGAAUCACUGACCCAAGCAGCGAUUAUAUUUGUUAUGGCAUUAGCAAUUAUUAUAUCAAAUGUUAUUAUUAUUGCUACAUUCCUUAAUUUUAGAGGUCCACAUGAAGUAAUCAACCAUUAUCUAUUAUCAUUGGCUGUUGCUGAUCUAUUAUGCGGACUGUUCGUUGUGCCAUUAUCCGUGUAUCCAGCAGUUGUACAACAAUGGGUGUAUGGCGAUGUUAUAUGUCGUAUUGUUGGCUAUUUAGAAGUAACAUUAUGGGCAGUUAGUGUUUAUACAUUCAUGUGGAUCAGUGUUGAUCGUUAUUUAGCGAUACGUAAACCAUUACGAUAUGAAACAGUCCAAACGAAAACCCGUUGCCAAUGUUGGAUGGCAUUCACAUGGAUCUCAGCGGCAAUGUUAUGCUGUCCACCAUUAUUAGGUUUUGAUAAAGCCUUAUUUGAUACGGAAGCAUAUAUAUGUAUGUUAGAUUGGGGUAACAUGGCCGCAUAUUCGGCAACACUUGCUAUAUUAGUAUUAGGACCUAGUCUAAUUACAAUUAUUUACACAUAUUCGUAUAUAUUUUCAAUGAUGCGAAAAUUACGUAGCGGCGAGCCCAUACACGAUAAAGAGUAUGCAACAGCGCUAGCUGAAAAUUUAAGUAAUCCUAGUCAUAUUAUGUCGUUUGUAUUAGUGUUGGUAUUUUGGAUAUCGUGGACACCGUACGCAAGUAUUCGAUUGUACGAAUUCUUUUCCGGUGUUAAAUUUCAAGUUCCAUUCUUACAUUUUACAAUCGUUUGGAUGGGUAUGUUAAAUUCAUUUUGGAAAUCAUUAAUUUUAUUAUCGUUAAGUCCACAAUUUCGUUUAGCUGUACGAAUAUUUUGUAUGACAUUGUGUUGUCGAUAUAAAGGACGAUUACAAGCGGAACUAAUCGGUAUGGAAGCUGAUGAUUAAUUUUUAUACGAGAAUUACACAUCAAAUUAUUAUAAGCUGGCAGUUUCGAAAACGUUAUUUCGACGAUUAACUAUCAAACUUCGAAUACAUUCAUCAAUUUUCUUGACCCGAUUGAGCUUUGCCCUAUUAAACCACGAGUCAAGCGUGCCAAAUUUUAAUUGUAAGCUGGACUUCUGGUAUUAAUGGGAGAAGAUGAAAUACCUAAAAAUUAAAUUUACAUGUUUUUAAACUGUAAGCUCUCACAUCGAGGUCAAAGCUCACUCGCGGAAGAAAAUUAAAUUGUAUGUAUUCGUUAUUAUAGGUUAACAAGCGAUUUUUGUCAAACUGUUUGAUGUUAAGCGCAGUUAUGACGUUUCAGGAACUCCAAAUA
This is a messenger RNA of Chrysoperla carnea, 1937 nucleotides long. RefSeq names its product G-protein coupled receptor 52 (gene DopEcR). NCBI's taxonomy places the organism in Eukaryota, Metazoa, Arthropoda, Insecta, Neuroptera, Chrysopidae. Gene Ontology annotation, molecular function: peptide binding; G protein-coupled receptor activity. The transcript has 2 exons. Gene Ontology annotation, biological process: G protein-coupled receptor signaling pathway. Gene Ontology annotation, cellular component: membrane. The coding region runs from base 563 to 1567 and encodes 334 amino acids. The record is from RefSeq and is a predicted model, not a curated record.